Messenger RNA from Fundulus heteroclitus (mummichog), 3795 nucleotides. RefSeq names its product plasmanylethanolamine desaturase 1 (gene peds1b). Lineage: Eukaryota; Metazoa; Chordata; Actinopteri; Cyprinodontiformes; Fundulidae. Gene Ontology annotation, molecular function: oxidoreductase activity. Gene Ontology annotation, cellular component: nucleus. The transcript has 6 exons. Gene Ontology annotation, biological process: DNA damage tolerance; protein K63-linked ubiquitination. The coding region runs from base 87 to 914 and encodes 275 amino acids. The record is from RefSeq and is a predicted model, not a curated record.
AGUCGGCUGAGGUGUUGACGAUUCUGUUGGCUCCCAGUGCUGCUGCUGAGCAGAAGGACCGAAGGGGCCGGGCCCACAGUGGAGAAAUGGCGAGUAUGGUCACCGAGAACGGGCGUGGAGCGGCAGCGCAGACCGCACAGCCGGAGGGACCGAGCCGGGGCGCGGUCAGAUGGGGUCCACAACACGCCGGUGCCCGAGAACUGGCCAGCCUGUACUCGCCAGGCAAAAGAUGCCAAGAGUGGAUCAGUGUCAUCCUCUGCUUCUCCCUCAUGGUCUUUAACUUCAUUCACCUUCUUGCCAAUUUCCACCUGGGACAUGUGUGGUACAUACAGCUGGGCAUCGUGGCAGGAAUACUCACGGCUGACUUUGCGUCAGGACUUGUUCACUGGGGGGCUGACACGUGGGGAUCAGUGGAUCUACCCAUCUUUGGGAAGGCUUUUAUACGCCCGUUCAGAGAGCACCACAUUGACCCCACAGCCAUCACCCGUCACGACUUCAUCGAGACCAACGGGGAUAACUGCAUGCUGACCAUAUUCCCCCUUGCAAACAUGGCCUUCAGCUUUCUCACCCUGUCGCCCGCGGAGAUUUACCACGUCUACCCCUUGUAUUGCUACCUGUAUGCGUUGGGCAUCUUUGUGACGCUCACCAACCAGAUUCACAAGUGGUCGCACACGUACUUCGGCCUUCCUCGAUGGGUUGUGUUCCUGCAGGACUGGCACAUCAUCCUUCCUCGCAAGCACCACCGCAUCCAUCACGUCUCGCCUCAUGAGACGUACUUCUGCAUUACCACAGGUUGGCUAAACUACCCUCUGGAGAAGCUGGGUUUCUGGAGAACCUUGGAGGACCUCAUCACGAGCAUGACAGGAGAGAAGCCCAGGGCAGACGACUUAAAAUGGGCUACAAAAGGGCAUUAACUCUGGAGGCUAACAGCACCCUACCUCAGAAACCUCUGGCUUCUCGUCUCAUUUUCUUGCCUCAUUUUAAAAGCUGCAGUUCACAGAACGAGCAUCUAACAGCUUCUGACGCCAUAGCUUUAAGUCUUGCACUUUUUUUUUUUGUUUUCCUCUUUCACAAAGCGAGGGCUCUGUUUCUGGGACUUUUAAUAGCUCCAUCCGCAGAGAUACACUUUCCAAACUGCAAUAUAUAUAUAUACGUUUUUUUAAUCCUAACACAGCUCAUCACUUCCCAAAGGAGGUGAAACCAUUACUCUGAUCUCAGAACAUGUUUAAAUGUGUGAGAACCAGCGCUUUGAACAGCAAAUACUUACUUGAUUAAGAAAACUUACAGUUUAUUCACAUUAUCACUGCUUUAUUUUCCUGUUGGAUUCCCAAGCUUUAAAGAAACCGAUUUGAUGUGGGAGUCAUAUAAUCAGUCGUGGGGCUCGGUUUAUGCAGGAUCUCUCUGGAGGCGAUACCAAUGUUUAUAGCUUGUGAUCAAAUUAUGAGUAACUUUUACAUUUGCCGUGUACUCGCACAUUUGGGUUAGGCUCUGCACACUUUUUGAUAGAUUUGUAGAAUAAGUAAAAACUAAAUGAGUUGAAAGUGUUAAGUUAAAAUAAUUGUCCACGGGGAUUUUAAAAUUCCUGUUGUUUCUUGUAAAACAUAGCCAUAUUUAUCAGUAGUUUCCUGAUAGAUCAAUGUGUUACAGAGAGAGAACCAGUGUGAGCAUAGAGCUACUAAAUAAUAAUUAUAAGGAAUGUUGCCAUGAAGCUUUGCAUUGGACUUAGUUUUAGAUUAUUGCUGUCAGCAGUGCAGAUUCUUGGAAAUCAGAAAGUUACACCAUCCUUUCAAUGUUUCAUGUGCUCUGUUGAUCAUCGCGAUCAUGCAUCCUUUAAAUGAACACCGCAUGUUUUAUUUUUUAUUUGCUUUUGUUUGGCUGCAGUUUUGCAGAAGUAGUGGCCCAUGCUGAUUGGUCAAGCUGCCUUAUGUGUCGCAGAUGCAGUACUUUGUGUCUCUUUGUUGCUUUUGCAGCACUUUGGGGGGUGUUGGUGGCAAUAAUGUCCCUCCGGACCUUGUGUCCAUAAUACUCCAACACAAAUGCCUCAAAGUUACUGUGCCAGCUGUUUGUGUGUAUUCUGUCCUUCAGUCUCGUUAGUUUUCUGCUUGUUUCUCAGAAUUAUAUUUCUUAUUGAAGACAUUGCCACCUUGUACCUUCCUGGUACCCGUUCCAAGCAGACUUGGUCAUGUUUUAAGGGCUUUAGAGAAAUCGGGCAACGUCUCUCGCAUAGGAUUAUUUGGUCAAUGUUCUGUUUUCCUUUGUAGUGCAUCUGUGGUUGAGCUCUAAAUGUUUUGGACAGCCAGUAUCUAUGCAUUGUAAUAAGAAGCCCUUAGAUGUCUUAAUUGAGCUUGUUGGGUUCAAUGCCUUUCUUUUUCUUUCUAAUAGUUUACACAUGUUUGCUGAGUUUCAAAGCUGGAGUUAAAAAGCAGCUGCCUGCAUGUUAAAAUUUCACUUUUUAAAGGCUUCACUUGCAGCAGACACAAGAAUGCGUGCAGCUUGGCUGUAUUGUGCGAGCUGCUCACUGGGUCACCGGAGCUCCUUUGUGUGACGCUGACUCAGGAGGAUGGUGUUCUGUUCUUGAUCAAACUGAUUUCAGCCGGUGUUACUAGUUUUGCUUUGUACCUCUGCAGUAAGUCUCUGUUUCUGGGUCAUUUUUUUUCCCUGCACGCAUAAGUUUAUCAGGCUCCAGUUGCACUGGACUGAUCAGUUGUUUACUCGCUUCUUGUUCUUGGUUGAAGGAGAAAGCUGCAGGUGUCUGAUUCACAGAAUAGACGGUCUUUCUUGAAAAUUUGACUUUUCUCCCAGACAGUUUUGAACUUCUCAGUUUAAUUCACAGAUUUAGUUGCACAUGCCUUCUGCAGCCACCCAUUGAGCUACAACACUCCAAUAAAGAUCUAAUCUCCACAACAAACAGGCCCACAAGGUCCUCUGAGAAACACCCUUGACAUUAAGACCUUCAACUUUCUAUAACAGAUGAAUGAAAUUCUCCAUCAAUGUUUCAGGUCUUUUCUCCACAUUAUCCAUCGCUGCUGUGCGUAUUUUGAGGUUUCUCAAGGGCGGACGUUCUUCUGUGAUCGCCAGAAUGGUCAUUGAGGUAUCAAACACAGGAUUAUAGGCAUAGAUCAUUACAUGUGUGUCUUUCUUGUUGCAUAAGUGCUUAAUGUCAUUCACAGCUGCAUCGCCUACUGUAACUGUCUGUGGCCUUUUGGCUGGUUGUUUCUGUGGCAGUUUAGGAGAAAACCUUUUUAGAGGGCAGAUUUUUUUUUUUUUUUAUACCUCUGUCUGUUGUCAGGAGACUGUUUUCUGUGGGUUCAGUCAUUUAGAAAUGAAAUUUACUCUCCAAACUGAAAGAGGGGGGUAAACUAUUCCAUUUGUAGAGUUAAGAAUAUAAUUUGAAAUGUUAAAACUAAUGUUUAAUUUGAGACUGAAUUUUUAUUGGGCAUUGCGGCCAGUUGACUGACGCACACCUCAUUAUUUUUUGAGACCAUGAAUCAAUUCCGCCUUUUGGCUUUUUGUAAUGAAGAAAGAAUUUGUUCUGAUUCUUGGGUUUAAAAUUUAACUGCCUUAUUAUUCCCCUAAAGAUUUACGGUAAAUGUUGCCACCGUAGGGAAAACAGUCUGAGUAUAUAUGACUCACUUUUUUGUUUGUCUGAGUUGGGACCCACAGGGAUGUCUGUGUUGCUUAGAAAUGAAGUUUUAGAUAUCAGAAUAAUGCCUUGAUGCCUUUCUGUUGUCUUCCAUGUGGGAGGCUUGUAAUGUAUAUAUUAAUCUGUAUUUAUAAAUAAACUAACAAACCUAU